AUGCAGAAGGGUCACCAGAAAAGAUUUAACUCAUUAUCUUCUCAAAGCCAGAGACCCUCAGACUGGGAAGGGCUUCACCCCACCAUUCGUGCGGCCUGUACCUCUCCCGAGCAAAUCUACGGAAAGGCAUUGAACAGCCUACAGUAUCUCCGCGCAUGCAUUGACGAGGGUUUGCGCUCACCACACCGAUGCCAAGUCACUUAUCCCGCCAGGUUCUCUCUGGAGGCAUCAUCAUUUAUAAUCACCCUUGCUGGAACUACCAUCAAUACACCCCCAUACACCAUUAACCAUAACGAGGAGUAUUACCCGAAUCCAUACUCUUAUCUACAGGAGCACUGGAUUGUUGAUCCGGUCGCUCCGGACGGCGAUGUGUGUUCAGAAAGCAGGGUCGCGGCCCCCCGAUCUGCUUUUACCACCUUCAGCAUUGGCCCGCGUGGCUGUGCGGGGAAACGGCUUGCAUAUUUAGAGCUUACCCAUGCCCUUGCACGUUUGCUAUUUUCUUAUGAUAUGCGGCUUUCACCCGGCAGCAAAGGGGUGGGCGCGGGUAAUCCUAACCAUAAGCAUGAAGGGAGACGGAGGACCAAUGAGUAUCAGCUUCUAGACAUUUUCCUCGUGGCAAGGGAUGGUCCCGUUGCAGUGUUUAGACCUAAGAGGAACUAA
Paracoccidioides lutzii Pb01 is the source of this 660-nucleotide messenger RNA. RefSeq lists its product as hypothetical. The record is from RefSeq and is a predicted model, not a curated record. Gene Ontology annotation, molecular function: heme binding; iron ion binding; oxidoreductase activity, acting on paired donors, with incorporation or reduction of molecular oxygen. Bases 1 to 660 code for a protein of 219 amino acids. The transcript has 2 exons.